Strongyloides ratti is the source of this 879-nucleotide messenger RNA. RefSeq names its product Exostosin-like family-containing protein. Gene Ontology annotation, cellular component: Golgi apparatus. The coding region runs from base 1 to 879 and encodes 292 amino acids. Gene Ontology annotation, molecular function: acetylglucosaminyltransferase activity; glucuronosyltransferase activity. NCBI's taxonomy places the organism in Eukaryota, Metazoa, Nematoda, Chromadorea, Rhabditida, Strongyloididae. The record is from RefSeq and is a predicted model, not a curated record. The transcript is spliced from 3 exons.
AUGCUAGUGAGAGAUCGUAUAAGUGAAAAUUAUGUAAGAGAUAUAGAUAUGCAAAUAUCAAAUCUUCCAAAAGAAAUAUGGAAUGAUGGUAGAAAUCAUUUGAUAUACAAUUUUUAUCAUGGUACCUAUCCUGAUUAUGCAGACCACAAUUUAGGUUUCAAUUAUUCUAAAGCAAUGAUUGCACGUUCAAGUUUUAGUGUUUCAAAAUUAAGGAAAAAUUUUGAUAUGUCAUUUCCUUUAUUUCAUCCUGAUCACACUUUUACAAAACUUGAAGCAUCUAAUGAAAAAAAUAAAAUGAAAAGAAUUAAAAAAGAGGAUAAAUAUUUUGUUUCCUUUAAAGGAAAAAGAUAUGUUUAUGGUAUUGGUAGUGAGACAAGGGAUUCUUUACAUCAUUUACAUAAUGGUCAAAAUAUUAUUAUGGCAACUACAUGCAAACAUAAUAAUGAUUGGAAAAAAUUUGAAGAUUCUAGAUGUGAAAGUGAUAAUGAAAUGUAUGAUCAAUAUGACUAUAAUGAUUUAUUAAGAAAUUCUACAUUUUGUCUUACUCCUAGAGGCAGAAGAUUGGCUAGUUUUAGAUUUUUAGAAGCAUUAAAAGCUGGUUGUAUACCAGUUAUUUUAUCAGAUGAUUGGGUUUUGCCAUUUAAUGAAAUUAUAAAUUGGAAUGAAGGUGUUGUUUAUACUCCUGAAAAUAUGACAUUUCUGUUGAUUGAUCAAUUAGGAAGAUUAACCUUUAACAAAGUUGAAAAAAUGAAAAAUUUUGGUCAACAAGUUUAUUGGAAAUAUCUUAGUAACUAUGAAAGCAUUAUUGAAACGUCUAUUAAUAUUGUUUUUGAACGGGUUAGGUUAGCACGAGAAAAUAUUUCCAAGACGUUUAGAUAA